Molecule: messenger RNA, 1389 nt
Organism: Candida dubliniensis CD36
Lineage: Eukaryota; Fungi; Ascomycota; Pichiomycetes; Serinales; Debaryomycetaceae
Gene: BFR1
Product: Bfr1p
Exons: 1
Coding region: 1-1389 (462 amino acids)
Biological process (GO): intracellular mRNA localization
Cellular component (GO): nuclear outer membrane-endoplasmic reticulum membrane network; endoplasmic reticulum; ribonucleoprotein complex
Molecular function (GO): mRNA binding
Source: RefSeq, a predicted model, not a curated record
AUGUCAACCGUUAAAUCUGCUACUACUUCUACUUCGGCUCCUCAAAGAAGAAGAGAAAUCAAACGUCCAGAUGAUAAAGCUAUCAAGGAAGAAAUUGAAAAGUUGAAAAAUGAGAUUAAAAAAUUAGAUCUCACCAACAACGAAAUCAAUGCUCAAAUCGCCAAAGCUCAAAUCGAUCAAAAAGUCAUGGACAAGAGAAACAAAUUGCAAACUGAAUUGAAGUCUUUGAUUGCCAAACAAUCUCAAGGCAAAAACGAACGUCAAUUAAUCAAUGACCAAAUCAAGACAAUUGAUGCAUCCAUGAAGAAAAGAAUUGCUGAAAUUCAACAACAAACCUCCAAAAACAACUUUAAAAAUGUUGCUGAAAUUGAUUCUAGAAUCAAUUACUUGGACGGAUUGAUUGAUGCUGGUAGUUUGAAAUUGGCCGAUGAAAGAAGAUUUGUCAAGGAAAUGUCGUCUUUACGUAAAUUACGUAAGGAUUUCGGAUCAAUUGAAAAAACCCAAGAAUUGAUUGAUCAAGACAAAGCCAAGAUUGCCGAAUUGAAAAAGAAAUUGUCUGCUACUCAUAACAAGGAAAUUCAAGCUCAAUUCGAAACCAUUCAAAAGGAAUUGGAUGCUAUUAACGAAUCGAACAAGACCAUCAUUUCCAAAAGAGAUGAAUUACGUGACAAAAGAACUGAGAUCAAAAAGCAAAAAGAUGCCAAAUAUGAACAAAUUAGAAAAAUCAGAAGUGACUUUGAUGAAAAAUUUGCUACUUUUAAGAAACAAUUAGCCGAAGAAAAGAAGAGACGUGACGAAGAAUACAAGCAAAGAUUAUUGGAAGAAAAACAACAAAAAAAGAAGGAACAAGCUGAAAAGGAAUUAGCUGAAGCUUCCAUUCCAGCUUUCACCGAGGAAAUCAAUUCUAUCCACACUUUAUUAUCUUACUUUGACCCAUCUUAUGUCAAACCAACUAAGAAGACCGAAACCAACGGAACUUUACCAACUAACAACAACAUUAGAAAAGUUGAAUUUCCUGAAGAUGUUGUUGUUAUCAAAAAGGAACAAGAAGAGUUCUUUGCUGGUACCAAAGGUAAAAAGGGUAAACAACACCAAAAGAAAUCCGCCAAACACAAGCAUUUCACCGUUGCUCCUGAAGUUGUUGUUGCUUUAAGUGACUUGACCAUUGCUUUCCCAACCAAAGAAGAGGAAGUUCCAGAAACCAUCAAGACUUUGAAAGAAACCUUGACUGCUCUUGAAGAGAAGCAAGAAGAACAAACCAAAGUCAACAUUGAAAGAGCCAAGGCCAGAAUUGCUAAAUUAGAAGCAGAGGAAGAAAAAGAAGAAGAAGAAUCUGAAGCUGCUACUACUGCUACUGAAGAAGAAACAGACCAAAAAGUUGAAGCUUGA